AUGUCUGGACGUGAGGUUCGUGAGUACACUAACCUCAGCGACCCUAAAGAUAGAAAGUAUGGGAAGGGGAAGGACAAGAUCGACGAUGAGGAUGUCACCUUCCAGCGCAUGGUAGCAAAGAUGCAGGAUGUUGCUGGUGAGCGGGGAGGCUACCUUCAUGGGCGAGGAGCAUUGGACAGUGAUGAUUUGCUUUACCUUAAAGAGCAAAUGGAGGCUGAGGAAGAUGCAGAGCGUCUCCUCCGUCGUACAGAGAAGCGGUUGCAGCACAAUAUUCACAUGCCUAGGGCAGUUCUAGCUGAUUCUGCACCUCCUAUUCCCGCGGCUCUUCGGGUCGAGCCUAGACCCAAAAGUGAUAUAAGGCAACGUGAUCUCUUGAAGAAGAUUGUCGAGAUCAAACCAAAGCGAGCAAAAGUCAGCAGCCCUCGACAAACAGCAGAGGGUGAUAGACCUAAGCAGGAACAAGAAGAUUCUAUGAGGAAAAUGUCUACGCAUGAAGGUGAAAAUGAACUGUCUCAAGGGUCUGUCAUCUUUGUGCAACCUCUGUCAAAACCAGGUGAUCCAGCGGAGGCCAAGUCGCAGAAUGCAGCUGUAAGCUUACUUGGUUUAGCGUAUGAGAGUUCGGACGAGGAAUAG
Molecule: messenger RNA, 633 nt
Organism: Triticum turgidum subsp. durum (durum wheat)
Lineage: Eukaryota; Viridiplantae; Streptophyta; Magnoliopsida; Poales; Poaceae
Source: the annotation of a GenBank genome assembly